AUGACUUUCUCUCGCACUCUCAAGGCCUUUACGGCUAUGUCUUCCCUGAAUCCUCUCAAUCUGCAUCGCCUCGCCCACACCAACGCUGAUCAGAAUCUGGUUCUGGCUGACUGCGGCAUUGGUUCCAACCCGGAGAACCUGACCUGGUCCACGUCCCGCCAGAUGAACUGGUACAGGGGUGCCAUCUGGUCGACUCCGGCUGAGACCGACCCCGCUCCUCCUGAUAUGGUUGUCGAGAUGCCUUACAACGAUGGCAAAUACCCCUGGAACUACGAGGGUGCCUCUGCAACCUUUUCCAACGGCGAUACCUGGUCUGCCUGGAUCGAAGACGGCACUCCGGAGCUCCUGCGUGCCGGCAAGGCCAUGAGCACCAAGGAUGGCGGUACCACUCUCUGGUGCUACACUUACCGUGGACGCCCUAUCAGUAUGAGUGCUUCCGGCAACUCUACCUGUGUCUCAGCUUUCAUCUGCAACCACCUUGAGAACGGUCCGACUCCUUGGGCCAGACUCCCCGGCGUCUGGGUGCCUACAGACAACGGAACUGCCUCCACAGGUGGUACCAACAGCUCCUCUGUGGAUGCAAGAACCCUCAGCGUCAAGGUCGAAGUCAGCCCCCGCCCAGCCAUCUGGUACGGCACGAUUGCCCAUUUCUUGAGCAGCAUUCUCUUCACCACGGACGGCUACUGUAGCCCUUACUCCUUCUCGAACCGCCUCAACUCAACCGUCACGGCCCAUUGUCAAGGCACUAACGCCACUCCUCUCAACUUCCUGCCCGUCUUCUUCAACGCCCUUAAAAACCUGGGUACCGUCCCAGGCUCUGAUGGCUACUUCGUCUACAACCACGGGCCAGCCCCCUUCGCCAAUGACACCUCUGACGACACCCUCACCCUUCCUUCAACCUUCAAUCUCACGGCAUACGACAUGGCCACUGGAGAGCUCAAGGGCUUCAUUGGGUACGAGAUAAAGUGGCCGGAGCCCGGUAUGGGAAUUCACUGCAGCGAGUGCAACGCCACCAAAUUCAACGACGACUACAACACGGCUAUUGCCUCGGCAUUCGAUGUACUGUACCCAAUGUACUCUGAAGUCAUUAUCGAGAGCAACUGUACCUUUGCUACGCUCUGUUGGUAA
This is a messenger RNA of Colletotrichum phormii, 1128 nucleotides long. RefSeq lists its product as uncharacterized. The record is from RefSeq and is a predicted model, not a curated record. The coding region runs from base 1 to 1128 and encodes 375 amino acids. Lineage: Eukaryota; Fungi; Ascomycota; Sordariomycetes; Glomerellales; Glomerellaceae. The transcript has a single exon.